GGCCGCUGACUGACGUAUCACGUGAUUCAAAGGGGAAAUAUGGUGGCCUUGAUUUGCGCUGUCAUAAAUAGCACCACAGAUCUCUAAAAACUUUAACUUAGUGAUUUGAGCUGUUAAUGGAAAGUACACAUUUUGUCUGAGGAUGAGCGCAGUGGAGAACGCGUACGGCUCACCGCCGGGUUCAUCGGCGGGAAUUGCAAUUGGCGAGGAGAUGGGACCGAUCAUAGCUGCUUUGAAAGAGGGUAGCGCCAUGACUAGAUACUACGCUAAUAGGAAAAGAACGGCACCAGAUUUAAGGAUUUUCAUGUUAAAAAUGGAAGAGUUUCAGCUUGUAUGGUGCAGGACGGGUAAAGAGGGAGGCAGACAAGAGGGUUCAGGUAUUCAAAAUCUGUGCGCCACAAUGUUGGUUUGGUCUUCUACACCUUGCCUCGGCCACGGGCUCCGAUGUCUAGCUGUACAUCUACACUGUUCAUUCAUUCUGUUGUUGUUUGCAGUUUUCAUUCGAGAGAUCAAGGAGGUCCGGCGCGGUUUAGGUUCUAAAGACUUCGACAGAAAUGCAGAAUCAGCGCGGAGGCUCGAUCCAAACUGCUGUCUGGCCAUAUUUUACGGCACUGAAUUCAAGCUAAAAACUCUCAGCCUUGUUGGUAAGCUCAAUUAUGCUCUUUGCCGGGAUGUUUAUAGCAACACUUUUUGGGUAGAGAGUACUGAGCUGUAAUAAACUCCACAUCUUUAAUGAUUUGGUUCAUUUGUUUAGCACACAGUCAUAAGGAACGAGAAUUUUGGGUCAAAGGACUGGUGUAUUUGAUGUACGAGAGUCUUAUAGCAACACAAGCUGUGUUGAUUCAUAGGUAAGAACAGAUCUUCGAGGAGCGAUUGUACUUUUUUUAGGUGGACUAGAUGUUGAUGAUAAGACCAUUAAAUAGCAUAGUCCAAUCUCUCGUUUUGUCGAAGUGAGGAAAAAUAAGUUGUCUUUAAAAUUAGUGAUGUCAAUAAUUUAAAGUUAUUUUUCCUUGUCACCUCGCUUUUUAGCUUACUCCAAAUUACUUGAAUUGGUGUCUGUUUUGUAAUUGAACAGGAUAUACAAGUAAAAGAAAGACUAUUUCCUUGAAGCGGCUUUUCGUUAGUGUUUUGAUAACUUUUAACACUUAUGUGGAUCGUGCGUGUGGUUUUUAUUUUGUUAUUUUAUGAUUUAGGUGGCUGUUGCGUGAAUGGAACGGCAUGGUUUCUAUCACAUCGGCACCAAAGAGAAAGUAAGUUUUGUUUGUAAGAUUUUUCUGUAAAGUUGACAUUAUCCUAAGUUUAAUUAAUUUUAUGGCAGUUCACGGAAGAGAAUAAAUAAUAAGGAACGGCCGCAGGUGAUAAUUCUUGACAAGAACAUGUCAACAUUUUCAAAUAUAGCUUCAGCUCUAACUCCAAGCAAAUGUGCAGCUCAAAGUUUAUUCCUGUUUUACAGUACUUACUGAUAUAAACUCUCAUGUGUGUUAAAACAUUUUUUAAAUUUGUUGAGUGUAAAAAUAGUUAUUUUGUCUUAUUUCACAAUUUUUGCCUUUUAUUUUCAAGCCCUUGACAUUGUAAUGUAAAUAUGCAUAAUUUGGAAAUAUUAUAAAUUUUUAGCCUUACUGCCUCUGGCAGAUCAGUCAGUGAUAUAUGUAUGUGAUGCUACUGAUCUCUGUGUUAUGCAUGGAAGAACAUUUGAGAUGUACCUGCAUAUACGUAUUAGUUUUAUUAAUUUCAUAUUUGCACUGAGUAUUAAAGUUUGUAGGGAAUCAAGCUACUUGUUCUUCAUUCAAAUGACUCUGUGUAUCCAUAAAUUUUUUUUUCUUGCUGCUUAUUUUAUAAUACAGGAUCCCUUAAAAAUUAAAAAAACCACACAUAGUGUGUUCUCUGUUAUGCUUAUGUUGCAGAUGAAAUGUGUUACCUCAAAUAUUAGCAUGUAUCACAGUUUGAAAUAAAUAAUAAACAGAAAGUUAGAAAAACAGAAGUAAUAGAUGCAAUGCAUACAAAUGAAGAAAUAAUUACCAUAUUGGAAAUAUUAUUAUCAUUAUUUUUACUUUAUGUGCUUGAAUACAUGUGUGUUUUAAAGCACUUAGAAAAAUUUCAUAUUAACUUUUUUAAACAGUGCAUAUUCCAGGGGGAUUCUUUUUUGUGUUAUUCUUUUAUUUCGAAAAAUCGUUAAAAAAUAAUAUGUAAACAAAGAAGAUAAUAAAUAUAUGUUUCUAUAAUAGUGAAUCAAAAAAUAGUUUUUUUUCAUGAAAGAGUUUUUCAGGUUGUUUAAAUCAAGUCUUGUUUACAAAAUAAUAAAUAAAAUAGCAAAGAUUUGCCAUAAACUGUUUGUACUUUCUUCAAUUCUCUCUCUACAUUGUCUUGCGAAUUAAUAUUUUAUUUUUGGAUGUCUCUUUGUAGCACUUUUGGUAUGAAGGAGUUGCGAGCAUUCUUUCAGAGAGCAAAUGUAAAGCUGAGCAAUUCAAGAUUAAAAGAACUCAUUCAGGUUAGAGAUUUUUGGUUUUAUUAAUUCACGCUACCUUCUGAAUUCCUGACGUGCAGUUUGACAGCUUGUAGGUUUGACUCCCAGGCACCACACAACUUAUCUUAAUAAUUUAUUAUUACAGUAGGACCCCAGUAACUUGAACACAGUUAACUCAAACUCCCCUCUAACUUGAACUAAGUCCCAUUUCUCUUGGAUGUGACCCUCCUUUUUAGCCCCUUUUACUAGGAUAACUUGAACAUGGAUAAAUCAAAUUCUCUGCUAACUCAAACUAAUUUUGUUUCCCUUGAUCAAAAAUUACCUCGGUAACUCAAAUUCUGGUUCUUGCAACUGACCGUGAAUGCCAUCCCCUUAGCUCUUCUUCUUGUGCAAUUGGUAAAACCCUUAAAACUAUUACUACGGCAAUUUGUUUUAAUAAGUGCUAUGAACAGAUCAUGUAUUUGACGGCUAUUUUUUACUACAAUAAAAAUGCAUAAUUGUGUUACAAUUUCUGAUGAGAUACGUUUAACCCAUUCGCCCCUGAACCGCCCGUAACCGCCCGUGCGGAUCCAGGUCCUUUCUACCCUUUGUGACGUCAUCAGUUUUAACGGUCAGGGACAACUUUCUUCGGUAACUUGUGCAGAGUGAAGAGAUCUUUCAAACCAUACCAGAAUGACCACAAUUCAGUCAAGGACACCGGAGAAAGAAGCAAAAAACCACGUGACAAGGACCUGAAAAUCUCCAUGAAAAUCUUGUUCCAUUACCCACCUACCUUUCCUUUCACCUAAUCCUAAGAUCCUAAAAGCUUUCCUAAAAACUCUUCCCACCAAAAUGAAGCCUACUAAAUGCCCAGCAAGAGAAAAAAAAAAUGAGGCAAGAAAAGCGAAAAAAGAAGGGAGGAGAGAAAGCGAAAAGUAAAAGUCAAGACUGCUGUGUCACUUUUAAACCCAAAAACUAUGUCGAAAUUUUGCUUUCUGCGCAUGCCCGAACUUCGCAAGCUGAUAUUUUGCAUCUGGAUCAGAAGGCCGCCAAGUGUACGACCUGUAGACCGGUUUGUGGUAAGUUUUAGCUCUUUAUAGCACGACAGUGACCAGAAAACCACUCGACUAGCUUCAAAACGCGUUUUUCGGCAAAAUCUCCAGGAGCGAAUGGGUUAAGCAAAGUACCAAGCUUUUUGAAAAAAAUCCACUUUUCAGCAUAAAACAACCAAAUCUGUCUAUUUCAAGUAAAAUCAGGUGAAAAAGUUGGUAAAAGGCCAUUUUUAGGUUUUUUGAUUAACCCAUUCGCCCCUGAACCGCCCGUAACCGCCCGUGCGGAUCCAGGUCCUUUCUACCCUUUGUGACGUCAUCAGUUUUAACGGUCAAGGACAACUUUCUUCGGUAACUUGUGCAGAGUGAAGAGAUCUUUCAAACCAUACCAGAAUGACCACAAUUCAGUCAAGGACACCGGAGAAAGAAGCAAAAAACCACGUGACAAGGACCUGAAAAUCUCCAUGAAAAUCUUGUUCCAUUACCCACCUACCUUUCCUUUCACCUAAUCCUAAGAUCCUAAAAGCUUUCCUAAAAACUCUUCCCACCAAAAUGAAGCCUACUAAAUGCCCAGCAAGAGAAAAAAAAAAUGAGGCAAGAAAAGCGAAAAAAGAAGGGAGGAGAGAAAGCGAAAAGUAAAAGUCAAGACUGCUGUGUCACUUUUAAACCCAAAAACUAUGUCGAAAUUUUGCUUUCUGCGCAUGCCCGAACUUCGCAAGCUGAUAUUUUGCAUCUGGAUCAGAAGGCCGCCAAGUGUACGACCUGUAGACCGGUUUGUGGUAAGUUUUAGCUCUUUAUAGCACGACAGUGACCAGAAAACCACUCGACUAGCUUCAAAACGCGUUUUUCGGCAAAAUCUCCAGGAGCGAAUGGGUUAAGCAAAGUACCAAGCUUUUUGAAAAAAAUCCACUUUUCAGCAUAAAACAACCAAAUCUGUCUAUUUCAAGUAAAAUCAGGUGAAAAAGUUGGUAAAAGGCCAUUUUUAGGUUUUUUGAUUAACCCAUUCGCCCCUGAACCGCCCGUAACCGCCCGUGCGGAUCCAGGUCCUUUCUACCCUUUGUGACGUCAUCAGUUUUAACGGUCAAGGACAACUUUCUUCGGUAACUUGUGCAGAGUGAAGAGAUCUUUCAAACCAUACCAGAAUGACCACAAUUCAGUCAAGGACACCGGAGAAAGAAGCAAAAAACCACGUGACAAGGACCUGAAAAUCUCCAUGAAAAUCUUGUUCCAUUACCCACCUACCUUUCCUUUCACCUAAUCCUAAGAUCCUAAAAGCUUUCCUAAAAACUCUUCCCACCAAAAUGAAGCCUACUAAAUGCCCAGCAAGAGAAAAAAAAAAUGAGGCAAGAAAAGCGAAAAAAGAAGGGAGGAGAGAAAGCGAAAAGUAAAAGUCAAGACUGCUGUGUCACUUUUAAACCCAAAAACUAUGUCGAAAUUUUGCUUUCUGCGCAUGCCCGAACUUCGCAAGCUGAUAUUUUGCAUCUGGAUCAGAAGGCCGCCAAGUGUACGACCUGUAGACCGGUUUGUGGUAAGUUUUAGCUCUUUAUAGCACGACAGUGACCAGAAAACCACUCGACUAGCUUCAAAACGCGUUUUUCGGCAAAAUCUCCAGGAGCGAAUGGGUUAAUGUGCACUCUGCUGUAUACUGAAGAGCUGAAAUAUUAGUAAACUAUCAAUAUCAACACAGGCAGACCACCCUCUGUUCAUGUGGCAGUUGUUAGUCGAGCUUGCUUUAGCAGAGCGAGACUCUAAAAAUGCAGUCGUUUCUUUUUUGUCUGUGGGACCUUGUUUGUAGGCCACGCGUUCCUAGCGAAGGCCGUGGAAACUGGGGAUAAGAAUCGUGGCGACUUUCACUAUAUGCAAAUGAGACUCGUGAUGAGCAAGCGGUAUAUUUUUGGCGAUGAAUUGACUGAAAUGACGCGUGUAAGUUUGGCAAUGAUGUAAUUUUCCUCGAAUGGAGGCCCUUGAUUUUCAUGUAAUUAUGCACGACAUGCAGGCACUGAAUAAAAAGGAAAUAUUUCCAAGUAGGAUGAGAAAGUAUUGUAGCGGGGAAAUCCUAUUUUGUGGUGAUGGUGUUACAAUUCUCAGAAUAUUGUCGCAAUUACUGGAAAUCUACGGUUAAAUAGAUUCACCUUGGUUUAUGUAUUUAAUUGAUCAAUACAUUUUCACAGUUGUUAAGAUGUUAAGUCGUGUUGCUCUUUAUAAAUACUUGAGAUAUCAAGUAUCCACUGUCAUGUAAUUUUUAUGUACGUACAUGCAUAAAAUUUGCGUUCGCAAAUAAAAUAGAGGCAAUGUAUGAAAGGGCGCAUGUACAAUUAUGUAAGCGUAAAAGAAGAAACUCGCUCAACUUGACGUUUAAUCUCAACACUUUAUAUUUUACCUCUAUUUUAUUUACGUAAAUUAAAUUUACGUGUGUUAACGUGCGGAGCCAAAAACGCUUCAGUGGAAAUCCACUCUAACGUUACGAAUGUGUCACGGAUGUGUUUAUACGGGUAGCUUUGAACUUGACUAUCCACGCACUCUACUUGCAGCACUUCAUGUCCAUAGAAUAGAAAUCCCAUUUCUGGAACUGGUUGCUCCAAGAAUUCUAUCGCUUGAAAGUGUUAAUUAUUUUGGAACAACUGAUCACUUCACUGGUCGAAAAAAGAAAAGAAUAAUCUUAAUGAGCAAAACUUCAAGGUUUACUGGAAAAUCAAGAUCGAGGAUCGAGGAAUCGGGGAUCGAGGAUCGGUUAAAGAGAACUUGAAAAUAAAAUAAAUAAAUAAAUCGUGGAUCGGUGGUGAUGUGGGCCGCAGACUGUAGGUAAAUUUGACAGAAUAUAACCCCAUUCGCUGUCCUGAACACUAAAUUCUAGUAAAGUAAUUCAAGUCUGUCUGAGUCAGUGAUUGUUUUGACGAGAAAGUGAAAUUUUCCUGGAAAAUGAAAUGCUUUAUCCCAGUGAUACUGUAAUAAAAGAAAAAAAAAUUAACAUUUUUUAAUUUUUAAUUGUAUAUUUGCUUGCAGUACUCCCUAUUUUUCUUGUAAUUGUUGUAUGCACGACCCCACCAGGAAUGCUGAUCUUUUUAUCGUGCUAAAAUAAAGUUCUUAUCUAUCUAUCUAUCUAAAAUGUAUGCUGUGUACAACUCUAAACUUUGUACUCUGAGACUGUACGGAGAUGUUAAAAGUAGAUACUAAGCAGCUGUGGAAAAUGUAAUUACUUUCACGCGAUAUUAAUAUCUUUUAAAAGGGAAAACAAAUUCAGGAGGGAAUACGCAUGAACUGAAUUAACUAUGUGUUGUAUAAAGUUCUGUUAAACUUACACAUUUUUCCUGUGCUGAACAUAUACUGUACCGAACCGUAUCUUGGUCCAGUACAAAGAAGCUAUGUAUAUUUAUACUGACAGAGUCAUGGGCCCCUGAUACCGAUAACAAUCAUCGUUCAAUUUUUUGAGCGUAAAAUCCCUGGAAAAGUACUCCUCAAUGGAGCAAUAUCAAUAUGUAGAAGGUUUACAAAGGUUUCACACCGGUUUGAGGCUAAGAUGUGCGGCCUGUCUCUACUUGCAAGUUUUACUUUUUGAGUAUUUACAUUAUGACAUAUGAGACUUGUUUUGUAUUCCAAAUGAAAAAGUAGUAUAACAGCACCGCCGCCUUUGACAACAAUAUCUCCAAGCAAGCGAGACUCAAUGCUACUAAGAGCGUUCUUGUUGUUAUUGAAAUUUGAGCAUCAGUCUUUUGUACUCAAUAGAAGAUUUUUAAAAUUUGUUUUUCACUUUUAAAAAAUUUCAUGAGACACUAUUGAGCAGCACACAUACACUUCCAGUCUUGCAACAUUUUUACGCCCCAGGGGAGAAUCGAAACUCAUGACAUCCAAAUUCUAAAUCAGAUGCUCUAACCAGUGAGCUAGCAGGGCUCUGCACUGUCUGUUACAAACUGUAACUUUAGCUACCGUAAUCCAUGUAAGUAAGAUAUUUUUGGGUCCCACUGUUGUAGCUAAAAUUGUGGGCACCAAAACAUUACAAAUGUCACACCUUGCAAAAUUUUUUUCUGCCUGUUUCCUAGACGUAUAACCAUGAGGUUUGCAGUUCCUAGACGCAAAUCUGUAGGUGUUUUGUGUUCAAUGUAAAAUUCAGUUCGUUUUUAGGUUUAUAUACAGGUACUCUUAGUUGUAUUGUAAAACUCCCUGAUGAUGUGUUCGCUAGUCACGCAAAGGACGUGGGAGACAAUAAAACAAUUUUACAACUCAAGAGGUUCACAGAAGUGCUGCUCACUGGUUUAUCCUUUUAAAAAUACAGAUGAAUGUUAUGGUAGUUACAAUUUACUCCAAAAUUCAGAUUUGAGACUAAAUGUUCAAGUGAAGGUCUAAAUGUUAACUUAGUCACCUGUCAUUUUUUUUGCCUUCCUGAACUGUUUAAACCAUUAUUUUGCAAGGUGAUUGUUUGACCUGUAGUUUAGGACUAAAGGAGACCAGGCUGACAGUAAUCAGCGACUGGCACGUGACUUAGUGCACUUAAAGCUGAAACUGAUGCCAACCAUUGAAUUUCACAGCUUGCAUUGGAAACACCUGCAUCGGAUCGACGAGAUAUGUCUUUAUGUUCUCGCCAAACCUCAACUUAAUCCUUCCAAAAUCUACCGAGAAAAGCGAUCCUGAAGUUGCAAGAGCAUGCAGCUUUCUCAACAUGAUCAGGGCAAAAUUCUUGACUAGUGAAAUUUGAAAUACCCAGUUUGCACAAAUCAUGUUGAGAAAGCUGCUCUUGCAACUCCUAGAUUGCUUUCCUCUGUAGAUUUUGUAAGGAUUGAGUUGAGGUUUGGCAAGAGCAUGGAGACGUAUCUCAUCCAUCCGAUGCUGGUGUUUCCAACCCGCAAAAUUCAAUGGUUUGGCAUCAGUUCUAGCUUGAAGUGGACUGGGUCACGUGUUGGUGGCUGAUUGCUGCCUGCCUUGUCUCCUUCUUUAGUUCUAACCAUCACUCAAAUGAUAAUCUCACAAAAUAACUCUUUAAACAGCUCCGGAAAGUGGAAAAACAUGACAGUUGACUAAGAUAACAUUUCGCUUGAACUUCUCUUGAACAUUUAGUUCCAAAUCUGUAUUUUGGAGUAAAUUGUAGCCCCUGUAAUAUUCAUCUUUAUUUUGUCUAUUGGAUACAAAAGACCAAUGAUUUCAGAUUUCAAUAACAACAACUGCCACACGAACAGAGGGUGGUCUGCUUGUGAUAUUAACAUGGCAAAUUAGGGAUUCAACCGACCCCAAUAACUCAAACCCCUGCUAACUCAAACUGUUUUUCAUUUCCCCUCAGAGUUUGAGUUACCAGGUAAUACAUGGAUACUAAUAUGUUUACAAAUGUUGCAUUUGUUUGACUUAAAAUGCUGAAUUGUGCCAGUGAAUACAUUUACCUUAUUCAUAUCAACUAAACGUGUUUAAUUGAACCAGGUUUAAGAAAUAAUAAAAAUAACAGUAAAAACAGUUGGGGAAAACUCCAACACCAGGCUUUACAUAGAUUCAAAUGAACUCCAACAUGUUUUGUAAUUUUCAGCUAAAUUUGCAAUCAGCUUUAAAGUCAGUAAGCAGCUGUUUUGAGGGAAACAAUUUUAACUGUUUAAAAAAACAAGUUUUUUACAUGUUUAUGUGCUUUGGUGUGAAUGGGAUGUAUAGACUGUUCCUGAUAAAGUGAUGAUUUUCAUGUUGUUGUCAUUAUUUAUGUGAUGUGCUUUUUUCCAUUUAAAACACAAUUUAUUGGUGUCCUAACAUUUUUAGGUGUAGGGGAUCUCCCAAAAUAUAUAUAAAAGUUAUGAAGCUGUCAAAGUCACCUGUAACAGUCACAUACAACUUUCAUCUUGUAGCUUAAAAAAAUAAACUUAUUUUGUACAUUUCCCAAUUAAUGAUGCAUCUUGAUCAAUUGGAAGAAAUUUGGACAAAGUUUUAUUUCAAAUUGGGGUCUCUUAAUUGUAGAAUGUGACCUGAACUGCAAGUAUUGUGACACCAUAGGUCUACAUAGUGAAAGCUAAUCUGUUCUGUUAUGGAUAGAUGGAAUGUAUUGUCACAGAUCAAAUUUGAAUUAACCUAGGUUGAUUUUGUAUAUCCUUUGUCUCCUAGCACCACAAAAAACAAAGGAAAUUGAAAAUCAACCUAAGUUAAAAAAAUCUAACCUGAAAUCAAAUUUGACCUUGAUCUUCACCUGAAUAUCAAAAAAAUAUCGAUUUUUAUAUUUUAGCAAAGUUAUACAAGAGGUAAAAUUAUGCCACAGGUGUAUCCAGCCAUGUACAUAUAGUCUUAUAGAAUGGCAGGUUGAACUUUCAUUUUGAGGUUAUAAAUCUCAUUUAUAGAUUAUAUAUACAGUAAGCUAAAACAUAAAUGAUUGCUAUAAUUUUGUUGCUCAAACUAUGAAGCAAAUUAACUGAAAAAUGCUACUAUAAACCAGUUAAACUGUUUUUUUUUUCUUUUUGAUAUAAGUGUUUGAAGUGAAAGUUACUAAUGUUCCUUCAUUUUAGGCAAAUAUAAAAUUGAGAGUUUCAUUUCUACAAUCUAUAAUAGUUAUAAAUGAGAAUAUUAAUUUUUGAAUUAUAUCCAUAAGCUUGAUAAACUCUAUGAAGGUGUAAUUUACUAACUUUGGUUCUUACUGUUAUUGGUUAGCCUACGGGUAUACACUGUAAGUCUUGAAUGCCAAAAUUUCCUCCCUCUAUUAUCUUCUAAUUUCAAAAACUGCUCUACAAAGUUUAUCUGUUCUCACAGGGCCAAUUAAGCUCAAUUGCUGAAAACUCAGAGUAUUUCUGUUACACUUCUGUAAGUAAAAUACUUUAUGGGGUUGUGAACAAAGUUUUACUGUAGGUAUAAUUGAAAUCUGCAUAAUUGGUGACUUUUCAUUAAUAUAAUAGUAGUAAUAUAAAGUAUUGUAAAAUAACAAAGAAAGUAUGUGCAUUCUGAUUGGUUAAAAACCUAUGCUUUAUUUAACCUGAGAUCAGGCUCAAUUUUCAUUUUGCUUCGUAAUAACAUUCCGGCAGGCAAGGAGAAACGAAAACAGAGCCUGAUACAAACCUUCUAUGAAACGUCUGCCACCCACUUUUUUGAUUGAUUGACAUUUGCUGAAUCAGCCAACCAAAAUUACUUGCGUUGCUUGUUUUUCUAGUAUGCAAAUUUUUCAUGCGUGGGAAGAAUGCAGACUGGCUGACUUAAAAGAUAGCUUUUAGCUGUUAAUUUUUUCAGCUAAAAAUAAAACAGUCAGCACAAUCACUUUUAACUUCUUGCGAAAUUAAAGAUCUCGAAGGUUAUUUCUGGUAGGGCAGAAGGUAAAAAAGUUUUCGAAAAGACAGCGACACAAUGUUCUACUAGUUUUAUUAUUUUGGCUAGACACGCUCUAAUUUAAAAUACUGAAAUUUCUCUUUUUCUGUUGCCUUAAUAUUUUCCUCCGCAAUUUUCCCCAAUUUCCAGUACAUAAAUCUUUAAAAAUCUUGAAGAAAAAUAUCGUGAACUUUUUCAAAGGAUAUAUAAAUUAUUUCAGAACAAACCAAACGAGUUCUCAAGUGUAUUUAAUGCAGUUGAUUUAGUCCUGUGUGUACACUUGCAAUAAUAUUUGCGAAUUUAUUAGACAAACAAACGUCUAAAAAAUAUAUUUAUUUUUAAAAAAUCCAGGUAACUAUUAUCUGCCACUAAAUGCAUGCUCAACUGACCUAUAAACAAAAAGAAAAACAAUAUUACAAACACACUUUGUAGUUCUCCUUAGUUGUGUUGUUGUUUUACUGCAGGUCUAAAAACUAGGCUCGCUGAAUUUAUUAAUCAAAAUUAACAAACAGCCAAUGAGCGAGGACACCAGUUUUGCUGGUUUAUUUCUUACAAAAAGCGAAGGCAAACAACAAGUCUGUUUCCUUAAGACUAGCGCCACUAGCUUUUAUAAUAAUACCUACAAAAAUUCCUUGAACAGCGAUGUGAUAUUUUUUGUCUUAUACUUCACAGUUGGCGAUUGAGAUUUCUUUUGCAGUGAGCCUCCGCUUGCGUACCCCGUUCAGAGAAGUCAUUCCCAGCCAAACUUUCAAAUGAAACCAGUUUUAAGAUGGACGGUAUUUUGAUUUGCACUUGUUUGUUGGUAAAUCAAAAGGCAGCUUGUUAGCGGUCAACAACUUGCAGAGGGAUUCAACUCCGUGAUACACUCACAUUUGUUCCGUAACUAAAGCAAAUCUUGAGAAGAUAUGAACAACCAUAUGAAUUUUCUGAAUUUCCAUGGCACAUAUUAAGGCAUAUUUUCUUACCAAAGACCAUAAAACAAUAAAAAAGACAGCAAAAUCGAUCCUUCUCUCCACCGACGGUGGAUCAUUCACGAAAACAACCACACAAGGAAUAAGCGCUUUCAACUUCCGGUAUUUCCGACAGCCAAUCAGAUCUUGUGACAUUGUUCUAACAGCCAAAAUCUGGCCGUAACGAGCACAAACGUGAGAGAGUUUGUAUCAGGCCCAAUUUUAGCGGUAGCCGUUAGAGAGAAUGUAUGAGAACUGCUAAAAUUGGGCCUGAUCUCAGGUUAUGGUUUAUUGUGCUGGUAAACUCAUAGAAAAGUGAAACAUUUUCCAUUUUACUUAAAGUUAUUUAUAUAAGCAAUAGACCACACUUUCUAUGGGCACCAGCAUUAUAACCCACUUGGGAUGUUGGUAGAACACUUGAAAAGCUUGCAAAUCUCUCAACUUCGGCUCGUGAUUUACAAGCUUUUCUCGUGUUCUCCCAACAUCCCUCGUGGCGGUAUCAUGCUGGUAGAUCCAUAGAAAGUUUGGUCUAUUGCUUUAAUAAGUGCUACUUGUUACAGGGGCAUGGGCCCCAAAGCCUUCAAAAGAUUUACAGCUACAUCAGCAGAACUGCUCUUCAAAGUUUAUAUGUUCUUACUACUGAGCCAAGUUAGGUCAAAUACAUGUAGUGUUAAACAUGUAAUAAAUGUUGCAAAUAUGCUGUCAUGCUGUGAUAGACCAUUGUUUUACAGCAAGAAUCAAAACAAUUUGCUUGUUGUUCACUUACUUCAUGCUUCAGUGCCUGUCACUGGCUGACAAAGCUAUUUAGGUAUUAGGAAUGCUAUUUUACUAGGUACUUACUCCCUAAAUUAUUAAUUGGGGGAAGAUAUUGAAACUUUACUAAAAAGACUGUUGUUCAAAGUUUAUGUGUUCUGACAGGGUCAAUUUUGCUCACACAAACCUGAGAAUUGCGAGUGUCACACAUAUGCUAAUGUAAGUAAAAAAAUGAGUUCAUGAAGAAUGUUUUACAGUGUGAAAAAAAGGGAAUUUUCACAUAAUUGACCACUUUCCCUCACAUGUUGUGUUUUCCAUCAACCCACAAGGAUUACUGAUCUAAAAUAUUGCUGUAGGAAUUACUGGCAGCUUCUGCAAAAUUGCAAAUUUGUAAACAAUUCUGCUCCAGUUUGAUUCUUGGACCUGCCACCAUUUCCUUGCAAAUUGUUAUGUGCAAAAAGGUUAUAUACAAUAGUUUGCUCUUUUUUGCAUGGACACAGUCAACUUAGAUAAAAUCAAUGCAGAUUAUGUUACUGUGAUGAAUUGUACAUGUAUUAUGUUAUAGGUCAAAAAUAAAUUCAGGUUGAUUGUCUAUUUACUUUGUCUCCUAGUCCUAGUCCCUUAGUCAUGAAUUAGGGCUAGGAGACAAAGGAAAUUGAGAAUCAACCUAGGUUCAACAAUUUUUAACCUGAAUAUAAGUUUUACCUGAAACAUAUACAAUAAAGGUGCUCUUUGCAUCUUUAGCCUGUGUUUCUUUCAGGUAUGUAAUUAAACUCUUUUCUCUUGUUACAGUUUUAAUUUGGUCAGUUGUGUUUAAUACAUGUAGUACCUCAUGUUUCUUGCUUUUCCAAGACCAUUUUAUAGGUUCACACCAAUUUUUUUAUAUAAAUCGAUGUUAACAUAAGAUGAUAAAAAAUGUGAUAUUCUAUGGAUUUUGUAACCCUUAUAAAAAAUAAAAAUAACAAAUAAAUUUAAAAAUAAUGAGCAAUUAAUUGUAAAAUCCUUUUGUUAAAAGUGUUUAAACUUCAAAAAAAAUCUCUGGAUUUGAUAUGUAUGUUUAGUGAAUAAUUAUUUCAAUAAUGCACUCUUUACAUAGACAAUGUACGUAUUGAUAACUUUUUAUGCUUUGUAUGUACUAGAUAAUGGCUUUUAACUGAUAAUUAGUGAGUUUUUGUAAUAAGCAUUCUUUAUCUUGUGUAAGUAAUGAUUGAUAUUUAAAAGUAAUUAAGAAGAAAAAUUAAUAUGUAAAAUUUAAAAUUUUUUAAACAUGGAGGAAUCCUUAAAACAGGGGCUGAACGCCUUACAUGGUCAAAUCAAACAUUUGAACAUUCAAGUUGUGAACAUAUCUUACAUCCUCAAAUAAGUGCUCUCAUGCCACCCAUCACUUUGAUAAAAAUCCUCUGCACAAACUAGUGAAUCAAGACAGACGAAGCAAUAUUUUUUACAAACUAGUGAAUCAAGACAGACGAAGCUAUAUUUUCUGACUUAUUCUUGGAGUUUUGUAAUUAGAGGAGCAACCAUAAUUUAGUACUCUGUGAUCCUCAGGUUCUGACAUUUAAAACUUGUCAUUUGAUUAUGUAUGUAACUUUACUUUUUACAUGAAAGUCAUUAAUUCAAACUGAAGAGAAAAGUGUGGUUUUCCUCUGGCUGAGGAACAAAAGAAGCGGAAAACGUUUUUCUCACACACGGCUGGGAGUAUGGGUUCGAGUGUCCAGGGGGUCUUCAGGUCAGGUGGCAUUUCAGAAUUUAGUUGUUUUUGUUGCCUUCCACCAUUGCCUGACCUUCCCCACCCACCCACCCUCCAUUUGUUUUUUGGGUUGUAGGUUUUCAAGUAGUGCCUUAGUUCUGGUUAAUCUUGUUUGUUAAUCUAUUGUAUCUAGGCUCAAUUUCAGCUGUUUUGUCAGCUCUCUUUUUGUGCUGUAACACUAAUGAUUCGUAGUGUUGGUAUAGUAAAAGGUUGGGCUACAUGGUCGGCUUGGCAUGGCUCCAGUUGUGUGUGAGAACAGAUAUUUUUCUCUCUUCAUGUUGAUUUAAUUUACAGAAUUUUAUUUUUCUUAAUGCUGUUUGUGUUGUUUCCAUUGAACUGGUGCAUGGUUCUUUGCUUUUACAACAGAUUGCUGGGAGAGGAGAAGGCCAUGUUGAUUUUGAAGGGUUUCGCAAAAUUUAUGAUGAGAUAAUGACUGUGAAAGAGGUAAGUGUAAUGAUAAAGAUCUGAAAAUUGAUGGAGCAUGGUUGAAAUGUUGCUUUAAGAUUAUAUUAUAUAUAAAUCAUUAAAUCUUGAAUAGUUUCUAAAAUUCUGUACUCAGAUGAAUAAUUUGUGUAAAUGUAUGUGUAAUUUAUGUUAAACAUUUGAGGCUUCUGUUGGAGUGUUUUUGAGGGUCAGCUCAAAACAGUGCCAAAUUUAAAAGUGUAUAUUAAAUGACGUUUUGUUACCUUUACAGCUGACUUUGAGAUUUAAUGAUUACAUAGAGAACAAGUAAGUAGCAGAUUUUAUUGUUUUUUUUUUUAGAGUAUUGUUUAUUUUAGCUGUUUAAUACAAUGUUUUUCAACCCUCCUAACUCAGUGUUAAGACAAACAAUUCUAGUUGGAAGUAAUUAAUGAUAUGUUGUCUGUUUUUACUGCAGCACUUAUGUACCCUUAGCCAACUUUCAGAGGUUUCUUUUGGAAGAACAAGAAGUAAGGAUGCUCUAACAAAUGCGCUCUAAUUUUAGCAUUAUUGUAGUCUUGAUUGAAUUGUGCUAUUCAUGUACAGUACACUCGCUCAAAGUAGACCAGGUUCCAAGUAAGAGGUACUACUUGUCUCAAUCACCCAGUUUCCAGUUAUCAAAACUCAUAUGCACUUAGCCCAGAGGCUGACAGGAGUACAGUUGUAUAAUUUAAAAGAAAUGCGCUGAAUUAUUCAUCCCUGAAUCUCAAUGCAAUGGCCCAUUUUACAGUUGCAGGUGAAAACAAGGCUGGAGUAGACCUUGUUUUGAUACAGCCCUUCCUGCUUUAUUAUGUAAAUCAUGUCUUUCUUAUGCUAACUAGUAUUUUUUAAGCAAAAUUUACAUUAGAAAAGGAUCGAGGUUUUUAUCAAAACAAGGUCAACCUCAGCCUCACGUUCACUCAAAGGCUAGGACACUAAGCACACAACUGUAAACUGGCCUAUUAGAGCCAAGUAUGAUUUUUUUUUUUCAAAUCUAGCCUUAUUAUUAUCAGUAGAUAGCAUCUUCUCUGUGAUUUUCACUUGUUUGUAUGUUGUCGAACUUUCUGAGACUGCAUGGCUUAAAAACAAACAGCACUGCACGCAAAUGUAUCAGAGAAGAGUUUUGAUACAGUGGUUGUAGGAAUUCUUGAACAUGUGAACUAAAAUAACUUAAGGUGGUCCUUGAUUAUGCCAAAUCCAAAGUUUUGGAAGUUCAUUUUAAAUAAUGUGAUAAUUAUUUGCUUUGCAACAUUCCAUUACAUUCUUGCAUUUGCAAUUUAGUUUUCAUAUCAAAAGUGUAGCUCAGCUGUGAUUAUUCUUCAGGAAUCUGGUGCUAUAGACAUUGAAUCUGUCCGAAGCUAUAUGUUGCAGUAUUUAGCAGAUGGUAGCAGAAGCUAUUCUGAGCCCUAUUUCACUGUUUCAGAGGUAAAUGAUUAUUAAGUAUUUAGCAGAUGGUAGCAGAAGCUUUUAUGAGCUCUACUAUGUGUCUGUCUUAGCUAGAGAGAUGUCAGUCUUAGAAAGAGUCAAAUAAAGGGAUUAAAGAAAGGCAGGGACCAACUCUAGGUGUUUGUUUUGCAGAGGUUUCUAUCUUCCAUAUAUAGAGGUGUCCAUUAAGGAAGAGUUGACUUUAAAACUUUUUAAUUGAAAUAGAACAAGAUGUUGAUGUCAGAUCCUUUCUUCUCCAAUGAACUUAAGUCAUAAAACAGUGCUUCAAGCUGGCAAGUAGAAAAAAAUUUUGGUGACCAAAAUUGCUGUGAAAGUCACCAAUUUGGCAACUUGUGUUUAGUAGUCACUUGCCAAGCUAUUCCCAAGAAAUUCUUGAUAUUUUGUACUAUUUCACAGAAGGUUGUAACAUUAUACACUUAAUGUCAGAUACCAAGGGAAACAGUUUGUUUUGUUUUCCCAAGGGUCCUGAUGUUUCCCUAGACAAAUUUGUUAUAUUUCUAGAUUUUCACUUCAACAGCAACAAAGAAUUUCAGAGCAAGUCAAAACAGUCGACUUGUUACUUACAGCAACACAAAAUAAUUCUCAAAACCAUUGAGUGAAUGAUUUACAAAGUACUUUCCUUAUACCAUUUGCAUCUUUUUCCUCCACUAGUUGCUGUUUCUCUUCUGGGAUAACUUUUAAAAUCAUUUCUUUUUAGCUAGAGGCUUCACGUUUGAGUUGUUGUGUUCAUUCACAAAAAAGUAAUGCUGUAAUGUAUCCCGAGUGGGGUACAAUUCAUGGGUGGACCCAGGGGCAGGGCCCAGGGGGACUGGGCCCUCCCCUUAAUUUUAGACCAAACUGAGGCUGAAGGGCCCCCCUUAUCUCAGGGUGUGGAUAACCGGGCUUCCCCCUUACCUGAACAUCUGGAUCCGCCAUUGCAAUUGCUCAAAUGUGUCACAAUCGGGAUACAUUUGAUUUUAGUCAAGGCCAUGUGAGCAGGAAUCAACCAAUGGCAGUCCCUGUUUAGUUGAGGGAAAGUCUAGGAAUAUAACAAUAUCCAUUGUCAAAAGUUACCUUCUGCAACACAGGGGAGUAAGUAAAUUGGCUGAAGAACUUUUAGCUGCAGUAAACUUUCAGGGCGGAAAAACGUUCUGCGCAAGCUACUGUGCAUCCUUUAUCGCAGGCUCAAGGCGGCUUUUCUGUGUGUUGACAGUGUUCGACAGUUUGUUUGUUUGUCACUGAGAGAGUUCUGAUUAAGACUGAAUGAAAUGCACAAGGUGUGAUCGUUUGCUCCUCGAAAAGCCUUUUUACUUUUGUGUGGUUUUUGUUUUUCGUCACUUGAAAAUUACUCUGGACUCGGAACAACCAACGUUAAAGGAAAAACGGAUCAUUCCGUCAGUCUGAGGUGGAAUAAAGAGUUUUGAACAUUUCCAAAGAGGCGAGUAUUUUUUUGAUUGUUCAUUCGAUUUAUUUGUGAGUUGAUUUCGCCUUCUUUCGCCGGUAGAAGGCCAGUAAACUUACUCUAGAAAAAAAGAAUCAUUUUUCUGUUGUUCAAAUACUAUAAGUAGUCAGAGUUUUCUUCACUUUUAAUUACAUAGCUUUGUUUUCCACUGCACUGUGAAAGUUUCUCUUCUUUAUAAGAAAUAACUUUCUGUACGCAAAUUUUCCAUUUCACUCGCUGUGAAGUAGAGGACAACUGCCGGCAGUCACUUCAAAACAAUUGACUCUGCCCGUAACACUGAAUUGCUGGAGCUGGAUUUGUCUGAAGCGAGCAAAACAAAUACCCUUAUGUGCAGUUUUCUGACUUUUGUAACGAUUGGCUGAGUCUAAUUUGCUUGAAUGAAGACCCUCACAUGGACCAGUUAUUCACUGAGUUAAAAAUAAAGCGAGGAGAAGAGCUACAUGGUGAACCAUGGUUUAGCUGCGAAGCUCACUGCAACCGAUCUUUUGCUUUUAAGAUCUUUAGGUAGGUUGUUUUCGUACAAAAAAUUCAUUUCUUCAUUGUCAGCAAGAAGUUUUUGCAAUAAUGUAAUUUUAACUUUGUUUGAAGGAAAUCCUACUUACAUGUAGGUUUUUGACAGAUGUUAUGCAUUUUCAACUUGACAACACAAAGCAUAAUUUAUAUUUAUCUCUUAGUACGCGAAACGAUCAAGUUUAAAAAUAAACUAUAGUUGCUUUAAAACCGAUUUUUGGGAAGAUUUUACUAGAUAAAGAUUGACCUUUUUUCUGCCCGCAUAUCAACGCAAUAACUUCUACAUUGAGGAUUUUGUUUAUAUUUUAGUUACCUGCGAAACUGCGAGUGUCCGAUUGAGCGAGGGUUUUAAAAUAUCAGCUCGAGUGCGACAAGUUCAGUGCCUUCAAACACAUUGUGGGCAAGCGUUAAUUUUUUUGGGCAAAUCACUGUCCAAAGAUAUGUUGUUUUUGUGUCCACAGUGGAGCUCCGGACCUUAUAUAUCCAGGAACUUCCUUAUAUGAACACAUUUUGUGAAUGCAUCUUGAAAAAAAUAGGACCUACGCAUCCACAUUUCCAGUACAACGCAAGGAAUUUGAUGUUGUUAAAGUCCGUUUUACUAUGAGGUAUUCUUCGAGAAAAUUAAGUAACGACAAGGUUAUAACCACAGCUUGCAACUUUUGAAGACAAAUAUGCCAGUUCUUUCCAGGUUUUGAGUGGCAACAUCAUAUUUUUAGGCAAUAAAAUAUUUGAAAUCCCGCCAUUUUUUCAAACCCGGUCAGGGGAUGUGGGCAAAAAAGUUCACGCAUGCUCAUUACGUUUUUCCGCCCUGAACAGUAAACUAUUCUUCCCUGACUAAAUUUUUUUUCUAAUGUCAAUGCAUUUCUUUUAGUUUCUAGAUUACUUGAUGUCAAAAGGCAACAGUGCAUUUAAUUCAUCACAUUGUGAAGUUUACCAAGAUAUGACCAGGCCACUAGCUCAUUAUUGGAUUGCAUCUUCACAUAACACGUAUGUUACACUUUUUUCAAACUUAUUUCAUUUACCUAUUGCAGGGGGACCUGUAACUGUAAAGACAAAUUUUGGCAAAAUUUGAGACCCUUGGUUGCUGUGGUUACACUUGGAUGCUUUUUUAAAGUAAUUUUUGCAUUUUUUUUAUAAAGUAUGAUAUGCCACUACAUGUAAAAGCAGCACAAGGUUUUUUUUAAAAUAAUACAUAGUGUUUUUUCUCUCUUUGCCCCACAAUCAGACUUGCUCUUCUUGCUAACUAAGCAAGUCCAAGCACCAUUUAAAUCAAUCUUUCAAGAACUCAAUUUUACUUUACCUUUGCUGCUGCAUACUCUUGUACAACUGUUUCUAUAUUACAAUAAGGCUUCUAUUUAGGAGAAUCAUCUCCUCCUUUUUAUAUCCUGCAUUUGACUUUUUUUGACAGUUACCUGACAGGAGAUCAGUUUCAGGGUGAAGCAUCAGUAGAAGCGUACAUACGUGCUCUCAGGAUGGGCUGCCGCUGUUUAGAACGUAAAUAUGGAAUAAAUAAUUUGCUUCAUUCACGUGUAGUUACAACCUAUUAGUAUAAAAGUAUUUAUGGGUAAAAAUUGUUAUUUAGGAACAAUAUAUGCAGUAAUUGAUUAAAUCACAUUUAAUGUAUAAUUAUUGGUAUGUCUUAUCCUCAGUUUUUCUCUUUUUUAUAACGUACAGUAAGCUCAUAAUAUGAUUGUAUUAGUCAUUUUACUUGGACCCUAUUGUGACAUGUAUUGUUUUUUUUUAGUUUUUAUGUGACAUUUGCAUGACAUAAACAAUCACAGAUUUCUCAAUUGCAUACUAGCUACUUAGACCAAGAAUCACCUAGUGGAAGUGCUACCUCUAAAUCAUUAUUUAUUUGUUUGUUUAUAUGUUUAUAUAUAUAUUUUAUUUAUUUACUCAACUUGCAGUUGAUUGCUGGGAUGGUCCAGAUGGACAACCUAUUAUUACCCAUGGACACACACUUGUAUCCAGAAUCAAAUUUGUGGAAGUUGUGCGUGCAAUCAAGGACAAUGCAUUUGUUGCAUCAGAGUAAGAAAUAAUGUGUAUUUGUUAUUUUGAAGAAAAGAUGCCGAAAUUGGUAUGACUUUGUACUGUUGCUGGUAAGAUUAGACUGACUUGAAAAUGAAUUUUAGAAUAUCAGGGAGAAGAAGAUUGGGGACCAGCCCUUAUGGACCAUCUCAGUCCUUGAAAAUAAUAAUUGUAUAGGUUUAGUUUGAAUGAGUUAUUUCCACCUGUUAAAUCUCGUUAAUUUAAGUUAUUUUUGGAAGAAUUUUGUCAAAGUACAAUAUACAAGUUUUAUUAUUUGUAGCUGCCACCAUCUCUUUUAGUUGCCUAAUAUUCCUGACAACAAUUCUCACCAUUGUUGUAAAUGAUGUUAUUGUCAUUUUCACCAUCAUUGUCAUCAUCAUUGCUAACACUGUCUUGAUUGUCAUCGUCAUUUUCAUCUAUUAAGACAUUUGCUUAAUUUUCAGUUAUCCCUUAAUUUUGUCACUGGAAAACCACUGUAGCAUACCUCAGCAGAAAGUAAUGGCACAGACAUUCAGGGAUGUUUUUGGAGGUUUGUAAAAAAAAGUUAGGUAGUUACUUCAUAGUGUCCAUCCUAUAACAUUGAAGUAAUGAGGAGCUGCCAAUGAAGUGUUGAGGUUGAAGAAGGCCAAGGAAGGCAAGAUUUAUGAGUCACUGAAAUAAAAUGGAUGGGUACUUUCAGCCGACAUAAUUUUUGAAUGUUAGUUUUGUACAACUAGUUUGUCAAAACUUCUUCAUGUGUACUGCAAGCAAUGUGACUAACCAGUGGCAAUUAGCUGACAACUAGCCUGACUGGCAUGAUAACUAUUUUGUUUUUUAAAUGUCAUUGGUUAUGAUAACUUAUCGUGCCUGGAUUGAUUGCAGAUCUUCUGUUGACGCAACCAAUUGAUGCCAAUGCAAAAGAGAUGCCAUCACCAAGUGCUCUGAGGCACAAAAUCAUCCUUAAGGUACUGCUGCAUCCAAGGGUUUUCCAGAAAAUUUAUAAUAGAAGGAGAAAAAUUCAAGAAGGUUGCAGUAGGUUAGAUAGGAGCAUAGUUCCCUUUACAUGUACAUGACAAUUAGCCAGGUUUGUCAAUAGAUACAGUGUAUAGGAGGAGGGAUGGGAGGGGCAAGUCUUGCCACCUUUCUAUUGGGACCUUGAAAAGUACAUAAUUAUGAGUGUAUUUUGAGUGACCAUGGAAAGAAUUUUAGCUAAGAGGAUGGUUUCUCUUACCCGCAUUUGUUUUUUUUUUACAUCAUAAUAGUGUAUUAUUUUCUUCAUUUAAUAAAACUGUUGUAAGACAAAUACAAUAGACUCACUAUACAACAUGAUAACAUGAUAAUGAUAAUAUUUUCUGUGUGUAGCUCACACUUCUGAGCAGACUAAACAAUGAUUUUUCAUUUCAUGAUUGUUGGAGCUGUCAGAAAACCUGGACAGCCUGUUUAUGACCUUACUUAUCCCCCACUCUUUAAACUACUUAGUUCUUCAAACUUAAAACAUCAAGAAACAUGUGCAUUUGUUAAUUUCCCUGCUGAUGUGAAUGAAAAUCAAAUAAUUUACUGUAUGUUAUUUUUGCAGCAUAAAAAACUGCCUAAAGACCCCACUCAGGUUACAGACACAAGUAUUGGUGACGCACGUAGGUUUAACUAUAUUGUUUUAUUUAUUUUUUGCUGUUAUAUGAAAUGAGUUUUGUUCAUUAAUGCCUGCGUCACAAGUGGAGGUUGGGUGCCCAUGUGCCAGGGGGCUGCAACCGCAAUACACCCCAAAGCGGAAGAACACCCACAGGCCUACCAACCCACAACCCAGCCAUGAGCCCCCUGUGCCCAGCCCCCCACUAUAACACCCGUCACACUGAGGCCAGAAGCCCAGUGGAAGUAAAAUGAACAAACCCCCGGAAGAAUAAAUAACUAAAUAAAUAAAUAAGAAAGAAAGCGGAGGGAGGGAGGGGAAUUAAGAGAAACGCUACGCUACUGGAACGCCACGCCACGCCACGCCACGCUAUGCCACGCUAACAAAGCUUCGACAACAACGCAAACACACCGUAGGCACAUGGCCUCUGCAUGCGCCAAAGCGACAUACCGCUGGACAGGAAUCUGCCCCCCAUGCUCACGAACAAUGGUAAACACUACAAACGCAAACAUAGUCACGCAACAACGUUACAGACGACCAACACGCCACCAAAGAAUGCCAAAAACACCCGAGACCAUAGCUCCUAGUCGUUAACUGCAUUAAAUAUGAUUUAAUAGUGUUAAAUCUUUAAGAAAUGACCAACAUCUACAAUGUCUUGGACAUUACCUUAAGUAACUUCUCAAGAAAAUUAUGUUAUUUAUGUUAAAUUCAGGUCAAAUUUGUUUUGCCCUAGGUUGGUUCUAAAUUUGCUCUAAAUUAUUCAUGAAAUUUAGAAUCAACCUAGGUUAAAAAUUUUGACCUGUAACAUUAUACGUGAUGAAAUGCUAGUUCAUUGUUGUUUAUAAAUAAUUUUAUAGAAAAUGUUCUUUGCUUUCUAGUAGUAGAGGAUGAUCUCAGUCAGUCACUGAAGAAUGGAUACCUGUUACUCGAAGAUGAAAUUGAUCAUGUAAGUUCAGUUGUUAAAGUGUGCAGGAGUCUAUGCAGACUUAGAAUGGGAAUCAUUGAAAUACUGCUUUGCCUGUGGACAUGCAUGUGCUACGUUUACAUCAAGUGACAACAAAUGAUGUAGGAUAUGAUUUUUUCAGUGUUCUUUAAUCAGCCACUGUUUAAUUUGGAGGUAUGAUGAAAAGUAAACUAUUAAUUACUGUAGCAGCUAUAGCUGUACUAACUUUUCCCCUUUUUAUUUACCUCUCAACAAAAGGGUUGGAAGCGACACUUUUUCUGUUUAACCAAGGACAAACUCUUUUGGACAGAAGAACAAACAAAGUCUAAUGAUGAUGAUGAUGAUGAUGAAGGACUGGAGGGAGGUGGCACUGGAGAAGUAAUUACCUUUUUAUUUAUUCAGUUUAGGGAUGACCAAACAUUAGACAAGUGCAAGUGUUAAUUGGUCUCUAAAGCCUGACUGCCUUCAACAACAGCAUAAUAAAUUAUUUAGCAAUUAAUGAAUGAGGCUGAGUAGUAUAUUAUGAAGGAUUAAGCAGAUCGAGGAGGGUGUUAUCCACCGAGGCCAAAGGUUGAGGUGGAUAACACCCUCCAAGAUCUGCUUAAUUCUUCAUUUCCUAUGAAAGCCAAAUUCAUUAAUUGUUUUAUUAUUCAUUCAAAAUAAUUUUUAGUUUAAAAACAUAGCUAAAACAUGCUUACCUGCAUCAAUGUUAAGUUCAUCUUCGAUAGUGUACGUUUAGGUUUGUCCAGCUCCGCAAAUAUUCUCCAAAUAGCAGAUGUCGCCCUCCGGGUUGUCUUCUUGCUUUUUUUGUCAUGUUUUUAGCUAUUAUUUUACCUAGUUCCAGCUGUUGUUCUUACUCUUAAAACGAGUGAAAUGUCUGCCUUUUUUUUCACAACCAAAACAACUCGACAUUGUCCCCAGGUCUUCUCGUUAAUGGUGCCUUAACCCGUAGCAGGCUGCAUUUUUGAUGUCAUUUCCUUGUUAAACACAAAUUUCUUCCAAAUUUGGUCAUCAGUAAAUGGUUAUAGUGGAUUAUGCGUGUGCUUUUAGCCAAUCAGAAUUGGGGGAAAUAUUUUGUCUGGGCCAGGUUGUUCAGAGCUGGGUUAACAUAACCCAGGGUUAGUGUGAAUUAAAUUUGAAUUCAGAUUUGGAAGCUUAAAAAGUAAAUUCAGUUUAAUUUAUUUCGUCAACAAGUUGAUAAUUGGAUGCUCUAAAAAAUAACAGAGAAAAUUAUGUGGGAAAAUGCUUUUGAACAAAAGAAAAAGAAACCCAGGUUAAAUUUAUCACUGGGUUAAGUGCUAAUCGCCUUUCGAGCAACCGGGCCCUGGUUAUCAGUUAAUCACAUUUUUCAUGACUGUAUAUAAACUCAUGUAAAUAUUUCAAGUUGUAACAGAUGUAAAUAUUUUUGCCCCACUGUAAUUUUAUUGUUGUAUAUUUGUUAUUAUUGUAUAUUACGACAGAAUAGCCCCAUAUAGAGGGGUUGUAAUAAAGUGUAUGUUAUGUUAUGUUAUGUUAAUCUCUCUGUAGCAGAAAUUUUGUGCAUUGGUAUAUGGAUAUAAGCUUUAGUUUUAUGUUUCUUGUUGCAGUCCUCUAAAGACGAACUUCACUUUGGUGAAAGGUUUGCUCAGAUUUAUUUUAGUAGAAUUACAAACAGUACUAUGUGAAGCUUGAUGUUUGGGUCUUUGAACUGGAGUUCCAAAGACAUGGAGGGAUUGAAGAUAUGAAAUUUCCACAGGGGACAGACAAAAGUGUAUUCCUUGAAAAAGCUUAUUUUAUGGACUUAAUCAUAUCGCAAAUAAAGCACAAACUGACGAAGCUGCUGACAAUGGCAGGAGCAGGAUACAAGAUCGACUAACAAGCAUCCUUCAAUCUGACCAAUCUGGCAUGUGUUCAUGUUCAUUUGCUAAAGAAAAACCAACAAAACGUGGGCUGUACAGCUUCAUUGAUUAUUUUGUCCAUUCAAUUUGAAACAUGUUUUUUUUUUUUGACUGAGGACACCAUUUUAAUUUUUGAAACUUGUGGGAUUAAGAGCGACUGCUGACCCAAAAAGCUCAAAUUCAAGAUGGCAGAAAUACUCAAUCCUCUUUAUUGUAAUAUUUUCUGAGUGUACACAUGUUCAUUAAUGUUCUGUACCAGUUUGUUGCAAUGUAAAGUUAAUGUAAGUUGCAUCUGUUGAAUCCGAAGGGCUUGUUUAAAAAUGGAGAAUGGAAACGGAAGGGGGGAGUUAAUAGAGAGAUUAAGUAUAAUUCACGUUUACGGCAAACAGGAAGCUGAUCACAUGAUCAACUAAUGCAAAAGGCCUAUUAUCAUUUUGAAAUGGAAAACUCAACACUGUAAGGGAUUAAGUGGGUGGUAUUUUUACAGACAUCUCUCAAAAAAAUAUAUGAUGUCUGAAAAUUAAUACUAAGAUUGUUGUCUCUUGUCUUACCCAUGUUUAAAUUAGUUAAUUUUAGAUACUCUUAUAGUAAUCUAAUGGCGUCUGUUUUAGAUGGUUUCAUGGCAAGCUUGCAGAUGGACGAAAAGCAGCUGAAAUCCUUCUAAAUCAGUUUAAUCGUGGAGAUGGCUCUUUUCUGGUGCGAGAAAGUACAACUUUUGUUGGGGAUUUUUCACUGUCAUUCUGGUAAGCUAGUGACUAUUUUUGGAGGAAUGAAUACUGUAUUCCAACUUACUUUUCACUAGUAGUUUACACUCCAUAACUUAAGGCUAAAGGUUGUUUUUUAUUAGUUGAAUUGUAGUGUUUAUUACUGGCAAUAAAACAGUUCUUAUUGUCCUUUCAGCAUGACCAUUGAUUGUAAUCCAAAUUGUUACAGUUUGUUUUAUGAGCUGAUUAAAGUAGUUUUCCCUCAAUAAGUAGGAUUAUGCCAUUCACUGGAGUACAAAUGCUUUUGUAUGAUGCAAUUUUAAAUGCAUCAGGCCUACUUACAUACUUACAUACUUACAUAAUGAGUGUGGGUCCAGCAGGGAAGUCAUCCUCUAACAAAACCAUUAUAAAGACCAGUGAGAUGUGGGCCUAGUGGAGAAACAAAAUGUGAGAGCUUCUUGCCCAAAGGACAAGAUGGAAUUAAAAGUUUUUCUUGAAGACCUGUAGAGAUGAACCUAAAUUGGAAUGUUGUGUUUUACAUCUGUUCAUUGUUUUUCUUUUUCCCUGAAAUAAUCAGGCGAAAAGGCAAAGUUCAACACUGCCGUAUCAAAUCCAAGCAAGAGUGUGGACAGACAAAGUAUUACCUGGUUGAUCAAGUGACGUUUGACAGUUUAUACAGCCUCAUCAAUUUCUAUCAGUCUCAUCCUCUCAAAAGUAUGAACUUUGAACUCACAUUGACAGAAGCAAUACCCCAGGUGACUGAUACUAUUAAGUAGGUGAACAUUAAUUUACCCAAAACACUGAUAUUUCAAGAAAAAUGUUGGUACUGAUUUUUAACAGUGAAUAUGCAAACCAAAAAAAAUCUGUCCUGAAAAUGUGUCACUUUGACACCAUAGUAAUAUUUCAUGGAUGCGAUAUGGUAUUGAUUUUAACCAAAUAUCAUAAUAUUUACAACAUUGAAUUAUUUUUUUCUUUUCCCUGCAUCAUUGAUGACAUGUACAUCAGCCAAAUGCACAUCUUGAAAAAGAGUAAGUACACUGAAACACAUUGCUUUGUUCUACAAGGAUUUUCUGUAUCAUUCACUAACAUUUUUUACUUCCAUCUAAAUAUAAGUGCUUAGUUUUUAAAUUUUGUAGUUCAAAAUGAAAUUCAGUCAAUUCAAUGACAUAAUGAAAGUACUAUAAAGGGUUAUGCAACAGAUGAAAUUGAGAAUCAAACUACUGUAGGUUGGAAGCACCUGGCUUGAAAGAUUAGGCAGCUGGAAAUACUGCUUUUAGUGCUUAUAGAACUGUCAACUGCUGCAGGGCACCCAGGAUUUCAAACGUGCAAUGUGGGCACCCUUUAGCUCUUUGAAGAGCUGAACCUUCCAUGAAAAUAUCUUGGUUCUAUUCCAGUGAGGAUAAUAAAAUAUAGUUGCCCACGUGCAGUGUAUUCCAACAGAUGUGUAAUCUUUACACGAAACUCCUGCUUAAAAAUUGUUAAUCGCAGCUAUACACAGCAAUUGUUUGUUCUGCUAGUACAGUCAUGCAUGGCAUCUUAUUUUUCUCAACUUUUAGUUGGUACCAUGCUAAUCUCAAAAGAGACGAGGCAGAAGAUAUGUUGAAGAGGGUGAGAAAAAAUGGUGCCUUCCUGGUGAGAAGAAAAGAAGCUGAUCAACCAACAGCAGAACAGUCAGAGGCUGCGAUGCAGCGUGAUGAAUCAUAUGCCAUCUCAUUUAGGUUAAAAUUUAUUGCAGUUUUCCAUUUAUUAUUAUUUGCAUUAGUUUAAUUCAAUAAUUCAAAACCAACAACAACAAUAACAACAACAGUCAAUAUUAAUUAGUGCUCCGGGAAAAAGAAGAGAGGUAAACUACAUGUUGACAAUUAGCAAGGUAGAGAGCACAGCCACAUAGAAAUAACAGAUGCUUGUCGUGCUAAGUGGCUGACCAUUCUGAGAAAAGUAUUUACAUAUGUAUUAAAUAAAGAAAUACACACAUAACACACCUAAAGAAAAAAAGACAAAACAAAACAGAAACAAAAAACUAAGCAGCAUCGCCUCUGUACAUAAUCAGCUGUGAAAAAAGUACAUCAAAGAACCAAUAAACAUUUAGAGAUAAGAGAUUCUUUUAAGAGCUUUUUGAAACAAGAACGACUCUCUGAUUUAAGAUCUUCAGGAACAGAAUUCCAAGGUUUAGCACUGCUGAAACGGAUAUUAAAUUUUCUGCAAUUGGUCCUAGCUUUAGGUAAAUAGUGAGACUUCUUAGAGGCCAGUCUUGUUUUAUAUUGAUGUACUUUUUUAAUGGUUUUAAAAAAGUUAUUAAAAGUGCUAGGAAAACUGUUUUAGUAAAAUUUGUACAUAUAAAGAGCAUUGUCUAGAUAUAUUAAAUCACAAAAUUUAAAUAGCCCUAACUCAGGAAAGAGAGGACUAGAAUGAAAAUUAUAAUCAGAGAAGGUAAUUCUCCUAACUGCUUUCUUCUGAAUGGUAGUAAGUGUCUUCAGAGAGGUUUGAUAUGUAUUUGCCCAGGUAAUUUAGCUAUAAACCAAGAAGGUAUCUGUAUAAAUUAGCUAGUAAAUAUAACCAAUAUGUAUAUGUAUAUAUAUAUAUAUAUAUAUAUAUCUAAUUUUAGAAUGUAUUCCAAUACAACAUGGAAGUGGGACUCAUAAUGUAAUUCUAAAUAUUUAAUGAACUUUUCUUGUCUUAUCUCCCGUUAGAAAUACUAGUUUAACUAUGUGAUUUGUUGGCUUUUGAUUAUUAAUUAUGACCUCCAAUUCAGAUAGACUGCGAUUUGCAAUAAAUUAGUAUCAUCUUCAAAAAUGUGAAAGUCAAAGAGUUUGCUAUCAUUACGGAAGUCAUUAAUAAUAUACAGAAGAAAUAAGAGAGGGCCUAGGACAGAGCUCUGAGGGACACCAUUAGUAAUAACAAGGUCAUCAUUGUAACUAAUAUAUUAUUAAUAAGAUUUUCUUACAUGUAUGACUUCGUCAUUUUGACUUAGUUAUCUGCAUAACCAAACUCAGGACUUAUAACCACAUCCACACUUUAAUGUGUCCUAAUUCUGUUAAAUUGCAGAGCUGAAGGCAAGAUUAAACACUGCCGAAUAAAGCGUGAAGGUCGCCUUUAUACAAUAGGCACAGCUCAGUUUGAAAGUUUGGUUGAACUGGUUGAGUUUUACAUGAGACAUCCACUGUACAAAGGAAUGAAACUCAGAUACCAAAUCAAUGAAGAUGUAAGCAACUUGAGUUUAAUUUGCUUUUAUACAUUUUGCAGUGCCACAUGCUGUAACUGGGGCCACCUAGACAAAGUAGCCAAAUCGGAUUACAGGAAAAUAACAAUACAUUCCAAGGAAGUGGGUUGUGAGCCAAUCAGCAGCUCGUAACAAAACAAUAAAGUACUCGAAGCACAUGAUUUGAAAAUUGAUAGUAAACAUUUUUUAAGAAAGGGAAAUGUUUCACCAGACAAUGUUUUUAUAUUCGAAACUUUACAUACAACACCCAGGAGAUGUAUUUGUUUGACACUAAGCUGCUAUUUUGUCAUCUACCAGCAAUUUCUUCGCUACCAUUGCGGCAUUUUGCAAUAUCAAGUGACCUCAAGUUAAAAAUAUGACCAACGUUUACGUUUUUCGCCUCAAUCGACACCCUAACGGACCUCUUAGGAAACUAGGGCUAUCUUCAGGUUCAAAAGGUCACAUCUGUAGAUUGUGAUUAGUUGAUUUUGAUCCAUGUUGUCGAUCUUGUUUCGUGGUAAUUAUGAUUUACAAGUAACUUUCUUGGAAUGUAUUGUUAUUUUCCUGUCAUGCAAUUGGUCAACUUUGUCUAGGUGGCCCCAGUUAUAUAGUCGCACUGUAAUGUAGAUUUUAUGGAUGUAAAGCGAUCUUUAUGGUUAAAAUUUUUUUCAGAUCAGUUGAAUGUAGUGACUUGUCAGAUUAUGGUAAUGAAUUUAUAAGGUGAAAAAAGAAAAAAAUAACUUCUUGCUGUGUGAUAUUUUUCAUUGCAAAAGUAUCACAAAAUGUAAUUAUGAUAAAGACCAAGGGCUGGAAGAUAUAUGUUGCUUGCUCACUUGGUCAAUAUGUCCUGCUUUAUUUGCCUCUGUUGUUCCCUUACAUGCAGCUGCCACACUAUUAUAAUUUACAACUGACCACUAGAACUUAAUGUCAGGGUUUUAACACUGUAAGGGACUAGCAUCACAUCUAGGGGAAAGUUGAAAGGUUGUAGUAGGGAUAGAGGUUGUAUGUUUUCCUGCCGCUAGGGGUCAGUCUCACAUUGUUAUAUCACUUUAUUUCUUCUUUAGGUGUUAUCAAAAGUUGGUCAAGUAAGUUUCUUCUUUGUCAUCAAAAUGUUUUGGAUUUGUUGAUCACUUUUUUGACAGCCAUUUAUGAAGAGUAAAAGGAUUUCUGAUUUGUUUGCUUGGUCAGAAAGAAAUAAAUCAAUUACCCAUUCCCUCCUCUUCUGGGAAAAGAGGAAGAGUAACAUUAAUUUUACCAUAAAUUUUGAAAACUCAAUUUCUGAACACAGUCUUGUCUAGAAAUGAAAAAAAGAAAAGAAGGAAAGAAAAGAAAAGAUCAUUUGAUUAUUUGAAUCUCAUCAUACCUUAUACCCUUUUGAUAAUCCUUUACCUUUUCAAAGGAAAUUAAAUUAAUAGUUCAUUAAUUAUUUUAUUGCUAAAAAGAUGGGAAUUUCUUUUAGUCACCAGAGGAAGAAGCAAUUUAUGGAAGUGGAACUCAUUAUCACGAGCCUAAUAAGUUUAUAACCAAGGUCAGGAAAAUGCACUGAAAUUAUGCUAUUUUUUAAUUAAUAACAAAUUUUUGUCUCAAUUUAAUCAAUUAAAUGUUUAAAAAUUAUCCAACACAAAGUGCAAAGAUCAAGUUUACUUUACUAGGGGUGAUCUGUAAGGGUUAUGUUGAAAUUAAGCAUCUUUUUUCAAUAGCCUGCUUGUAGAGCAUUGUGGGAUUAUGAAGCUCAGAAUCACGAUGAGAUGUCAUUUUGUAGAGGAGCAUUUAUAACAAACGUGAGCAAGGAGGAUGGAGGAUGGUAAGAACUUUUACCUGGCAUGAUCUUUCAUGUUUCAAGUUGUUUCUGCUGUUGCCUGGCUUGCAUAGUCUUGAGUGAACCUUCAAUUCAUUGUGCUAACUGCGACAUACUGAAAUCAUACAGUACGAUUGAUCGUAGAAGUAAUGCUGAGUACGCAUUAGGAAUUUGUCCACAGGCUCUCCAGUUAAGCUACAUCAUAACAUAACAUUUCUGUAUUAUCCACUUUGAUCUUGAAGGGAAGGGAUCAAGGACAUCAUUUUAGGGAGUAUCAUCUAACAAGAUCUGUUUGAUCCCUGUGCUUAUUCAGGUGGAUUGGUGAUUAUGGAGGCCAGAAACAAAAAUUCUUUCCAGCCAACUAUUGUGAAGAGAUCAAUUAUGUUGCAGAGGAAGAGGCCAAGAUGAAUAAAUUCCAGAAUGGCUGCACAGAUGAUUUUUCAGAAGUGAGUAAUUAAUGCAACAUUUGUUGUAAUUCAAUGUUCUUUUGUCUGGGCUCACGGAGAUAUACAAAAAGUAUUAUGUGAAAGCAGUCUUAAGCCAAAGAAUCGUACCUCACCCUGUAUUGUACAAGAGGAUGAUGAACAGAUGAUAUGGACGUGUAAUUAAUUGUCUUUGUUGCUUUUAUGUAGCCUCAAGAAGUGUCCCCAUUAGGUGAUCUGCAAAAAGGAAGCAUAGAUCUUCAAGGAUGUUCAGUUGGUAUGUAAAUUACUGCAUGGUACUAAUGAAGGUAAUAAGAUGUAGCAUUUCAGGGCUUCCUGUGUUUUCACUUAUUAUAAUUAUGUUGUUUAACACAACUUGAAGUUUUAACUUAAAAUAUGAAUACACUCUUUUAACUGUCGAGCUGUCAAGCAUUUAUAAAAGUAGUACUACCUUGUUUUCGUUUAAUGCUCAGGGCAGUCUCUUAUAUCUUAAGCUACACUGUAAUGCGUUAUGAUUCUUAACUCAAAAAGCUGUUGUUCUGUUUUGUUGACACUGUAUUUACUUAUGGUUAAUUUGCAAACAAAAACGUUCUUGCAUUGACUGAGGUCAUUUCAAGCAUUUAACACCCUUGCAUCUAAUAUUAAUUUUGCUUCCCUGCUUAUCUGUACUAUUACCCUGAACUUCAUAGAACCAUUACCACCCAAAGGAGGCCAGACACACAUUAUUCGAAUUUCCAGACGUGAUGGACAAGUUCUGCUGGAAGCUGCAGGAGAAUCUCAGGAGGUACAAAGUAAAACCGUGCGUCUAAAAACCUGGGUUUUAAGAACCCUUUAGGCUAAAUUUUGACAGUUAAGCCUCCUCUAUUUAAGAACCUGUUUAGCCUAGAAUUUGAAACAGGUUCUUAUUUUCUAAAAUCUAUGAAAAACUUCUGGAUACUCAGACAAAUAUAAGAUAUGUCAAUUAAACCACCAGAUACUCUUAGCUAUAUUGUAUUUUUUCUUCUUUGGAAACUAAGAACUUAUUUAAGAACCUACAUAGCCUAAAUGUGUGCUAACUACCAUUUAUACAAGAACUUGUUUAGGCUAACUUGGAAAAAUCCAGGUUCGUAGUCGUGGGGUUUUUCUGUACUGAACUUCACACACAUGACUGUUUUCCUUGGGACUAGUUCAAAAUGUACUGAUUGUAAGCAGUGCUCCCCUUCCUUGACUACCCUCUAGACCCCAUCGGUUGUGAAAGGAGUGAUAAUUAUGAGGGAUUAUAUUGAAUAAUGGUGAAAAUCAACUGACAUACUGCAGGUACAGCCAAUUGGCCUUUAUUUCCGCUGCCCGGUUAGCUCAAUGUGAUAAACGCCGGUCUGCUGAGCGAGAGGCCGUCGGUUCAAACCCCGACCGGACCAACACUCACGGACUUUAAAUAACUGAGGAGAAAGUGCUGCCUUUGUAAUAACAUCUGCAAACGGUUUGACUUUCUAGUCUUCUCGGAUAAGGACGUUAAACCGUAGGCCCCGUCUCACAAGUCCUUGCACAUGUAAUAAAAAAUCUGUGGGACGUUCAAGAACCCACACACUCUUCGUAAAGAGAAGGGCAGGUACUGCCUGGUGUAGUGGUGUCUAUCUCACUUUCACUCUCAUGUAUGGGCAUAUCAUUACUCAUUCCUUCAUUACUUGUAAACUGCACCUUAAGCAGGCUGGCAAAGUCCCCGAACCAGUGUUGUGAAUUAUCCCUGAAAAGCCCUGAGGGGAGUGGAUAAUAUGUUAUUUACAUUUACAUUUUACAUUUAGGAUUUACAUGAAUGGUUACCAGUUCUGCAACAAAUGGCAGAUGAGAGGCAAGCCAUAGUACAAAGAAUGGUUAGACAGUCAAACUUGAGCCAGGAGCUGUCUGACUUGGUGGUCUACUGCCAGCCCAUACCAUUUGAUAUAGAAAGUAAGUUGAGGCUGUAAUGAGGAAACUGGAAUGAUUCAAAAUGUAUCAAUAACUUUCUGACACCUUAUAACUCAUUUUUGUUUUGCUUGCAUUAACCUUCAAGCUCGUAGUAAUAAGGGAGAUUUUCCCUAAACCAUAUUCACUGGACUUGACGGGAUCUCUUAUAACAAGAUUUUUUGCUGAUUUAUUAUUAUUUUUGUUGUGGCAGAUGUGUCUGGUAGACAUUAUGAGAUGUCUUCAUUCCCAGAAACAAGACUAGAACGGUUUGUUAGCAAGAGAUGGAGCAAAGUGUUUAUUAAAUAUCCUUUCUGAACUAUUUUACAGAAAGCAGGUGAUAGUUAUUAUAGGUCCUUGUUUUUCAUAAGUCUUUUUUAUUAUUAUUUUAAAUUCCAACCCAAAGAUGAGUAUUGAUUUCCAAAGUCAUUUUUUGCAAGGCAAUUUAGGGUUGCUGCCUUAAAAUUACGCAGAGAAGCACACAGGGAACCAAGUUGAGUUACUAGCCCUUUCACAGGAAAAACAUUUUUGUCUGCAAAAGAUUGUUUUAGGUGCUAUAGGUUACUGCAGUUAUGCUAGGCAACACAGUGUUUUUGUGGCGUGAAUCAGAAUUCUUUAACAGGAGUGUAGAUAUCAUAGGAAACAGUUCAGCAGAGUGUAUCCCAGGGGGAGCAGAAUAGACUCAUCCAACUAUGAUCCAGUGUCAAUGUGGAAUCAUGGAGUGCAGUUGUGUGCACUCAAUUACCAAACACCAGGUAACAAAAUCUUGGUGCAGUACGGUUAAUUUACUACCAUUUAUGACACUAUGGUUAAAAGUUUGCACUUUUCUUUCUUCGUCUUGAACCUUGUCACUCGUCUUGUCAUAUGUUUGUGUAUUUUCAGAUCGAGCAAUGCAGCUGAACCAUGGUAAAUUUCUCGACAACGGAAGGUGACUGUUUCUCCUUCUUUGUUUUUUUUUUAUAUAGAGUGGAUCCGUGGCUGAAUUCCAACCAUUUUGAACAAGUCUGGUUACCAUCUUUCCCAGAGGCAUUGUCCUGGGGGAGGGAAUGCAUGCAAAACAGCCUGCAAAAUUAUCUGAAUUUUGCCACUCUCUAGAACUCUUGAUUGCUGAAAAUAAGGGAGGUUUCAAGCAGAGUUCUCACUUGUCUGACUGUUGAUUUCUUUGUUUGAACAUUGUAGGUGUGGCUACGUUUUACAGCCUGAAUGCAUCAGGAAUGAUAAAUUCGACCUUUAUGAUAGAGAUGCUGCUGGUGUCGAACCAUUGACUCUUACACUAACAGUAAGUCAGUAGCUCCUCUAUUCUCAUUAGGGAAAACACGCACAAAAGCCCAAGUUAGCAUCAAGUCACUUCCUAAAAUUGUCAGCAUGGCCCCGGGGAACACACGGCAUAGCCUGCUUGAUUAUUCAGCCAGUUCUAGUAACGUUUAGGUCUCGGCACCCUCUAUAGCAGUUCUCGCCCCUUCCCCCUCCCCUCCCCCACCUCAUCCUAACUACGGAUAUUGCAGCAGUUUUUGAGUGGGUCCCGUUAAAACAAACCAUUCAUUAAUUUUGCUCAAUACGAUAGCUAAGAAUGUUUGAAUAAACCAGUGAUAUUUAAAAUCCGUUUUAAGUCCUGAUUAAUUUGUCGGCAAAUUGGCGCGAGAUUUGCUGUCAGUUUCAAACUUUCUUUCCACACUCAAAAUGAAAUGCUUUUGCAACAUUGUUUGUAUUAAAUCCAACGAGAUUGUGCCGCUAAUUUAAGCUGUAUGUAAUAGUUGUUUGAUUACUCAUUUUUUUGCUUGUGAGUAGAAUCAUUAGUCGCCUCUAGAUUAAAUGAAAUACCUUGAUUUGUCUUUUGCAGAUUAUCUCAGCAAGACAUUUGGUGAAGUCAGGGCGUGGAAUAGCGUCCCCCUUUGUAGAGGUUGAGAUUGUGGGGGCACCAUAUGACAACUUCAAAUUCAAGACAGAAACUAAACGUAAACUCCCUUUUCUUCCAAUAUCAUUCGUUAGACUGUGUAAUAAGAACCAACGGACCUUUUCAACUAAAGAUUCCAAGAAUGAAAGUGUCUCUCUUUCUUUUUUUUUUUUUUUUAAUCUCGUGUGAUUUCACUGUGACCUCAAAUCUGUAAACGUGCCUUUGCCAAAAGACAAGAGAAACAGAAACAAAGGACUCACAUGACAUUGACUUGUCUGACUUGUCUAUGAUGAGCAAAUUCAAGAAAUAUUUGCUUGUCUCCCCUGUACUCUGAGGCCAGUUUCUUGAGGGUUAAUUAGGCUAGCUCCACCCCUACCUGUUUUUUCUGGACCUUUUUGGGUCAUUAUGGCUGGGUCUCUGAUUAAACGACUCAAUUACUGUUUGUAAUCUGCACUUGCAUGUCCUUACACAGGGAAAUAUUUUGUUAUAAAUUUCUCUUAAACCUGGGUCGUUGCACUGGCUUUUCAGCUAAAUAUUUCGUCUAAUCAAAAGGAACUGAAUUUCUAUAAACGGGUGCUAAAAAUUCUUACUGAGUUUUGAAAGAAGCAUGGAGGUCCAGACUGUAAUAAAACGUGGCUUUGUUUUAUUUUAGCUGAUAAUGGUUUGAAUCCUGUUUGGUGGGUUAAAUUUGAUGUUGAUGUUAUCAAUCCUCCUCUUGCCUACCUUCGCUUCGUCGUCAAUGAUGAAGAUAUGUUUGGUGAACCGAAUUUCAUCGGACAUGCCAUCUUUCCUAUGUGUAGCUUGAAAACUGGUAUGUAUUUGUUAGUUAACGUGCCAGAAGAAAAUAUGAUUCCUUUUGCAUGUUAACCGAUAGGUAUAUCGAGACAGGACUUAUUUGAAGUUUGAGGAAAAAAUGCCUUUUAUAGGUGACCUAGCUGCAUAAACUCCCUUAUAUAAUUUGUUGUCAUAGUCACAGUAGUGUUACUUCUAACCAAGGGGGAGAAUUGUUACUUUUACAAAUUCUUUGAGGGCAAAGAAGGGUUACAACCUACAGAACUUUGAGAAACAUGCUUUGCCAGGUUAGAGUGGUCAGCUAAGGAGCUCAAUCUUCUUUUUCUUAAAUCAAGUCAGUUUGAAUUUUUUCCCUAUAGUUACAGCAUUGUUUUCAUAUCCCAGCAAAGGUAAACAAAGGUUUGUCUUCUUGUCGUGGUGUCUUGAAUCCCUGACAGGAUUCGAACCUCUGUCGUCUCCCAAACGACGGGAAGGCGGCGCACUACCUUUGGAACUAUGAAGACUGAGACUCAUGGAGGGCAAGGGGGCGGUGCGCCACCAUGUUCAUAUAUCACGUACUUCCUGAGAGCUGACUGUAUGAAAGAUGCCGAUGCCUGUGACGGGACGGUUAUCGCAUCUUUGUCUAGAAAUUAAUCAUCUUGUCAUGUUUUAUUUCUUUGCACUUUUUUGUUGUUGUAUGCAGGUUACAGGUCCGUUCCACUGAAGAAUGCUUACAGUGAUGAGUAUGAACUGAGUUCCUUACUGGUUCAUAUUGACAUCAGAAGUGCUAUGGUAAGCUGGCAUUAACCUCCUCCCCUUCUUCAGCACCCUUCACCUGGAACCAUGCAUUGGUUACAUAAUAUGAGCAUAGAAAAAUUACUAGAAUAUAAUCUUCCGUAUGCCUCUUGUGAAAGGUAACAAAUUAACUGUAAAAUAAACACAGACCAGUAGAAAAUUCCAAUCCACGUGAUUCAAACACAGCACACAGUUGGAGAAGUUACAAGUGUACGUACAGUUCAAGUGAUUUUUAACCUUAAGUUUUCAUUCCCUACUCUAAACGUAUUAUGGACACUACAGUUAUUUUCUCUUUGAAAACGUCUUGCAACCUUUAUCUACUGUCUUCGUCACCAAUUUUUUCCUUCAUUGUGAGUUAGGGUUAAGUUAAAAAAAGAACAAACGAAAACUCACAGGAAAAUCAAGAAUGUAAUUACUGACAUUCUGUAUCGUAUAGAAUGAGUAGAGGACUGGGGACCUUGUGGGUUCGUUCUGUUGAAUUGUAGCAGUGGUCAACGGUUCCUGUUAAUUUGUGCUCCUUGUUAGCUUCUUGUAACCUUGCUUUGAUAUUUUUGACAGGGUGGAGAUGAGAACCUGUAUGCAUCUAUCCAAGUACUGCGUGACAAGGUUGAAGAAAUAUCACAUCAUAUGCAGGACGAGGAGCUGAAAGCUCGUGUAACAAUGUCCAAUUUACUGAGUCAACACACUGGACCUCAGUCGCUAGAACAGUUUCAAGAUCAUCAUGAACAUCAGAUGGAAAGUCUUGGAAAACAGCUUAAACAGCAGCAAGAUGAUCUACGUAGAUUGCAGAAGGAAAGAGCCGCCAGG
Messenger RNA from Porites evermanni, 36789 nucleotides. The record is from the annotation of a GenBank genome assembly. NCBI's taxonomy places the organism in Eukaryota, Metazoa, Cnidaria, Anthozoa, Scleractinia, Poritidae.